This is a messenger RNA of Mesorhabditis spiculigera, 726 nucleotides long. NCBI's taxonomy places the organism in Eukaryota, Metazoa, Nematoda, Chromadorea, Rhabditida, Rhabditidae. The record is from the annotation of a GenBank genome assembly.
AUGACGUGGCGCACGUCGGUGGGCAAGGGCAAUGCCUUCGCAUACCCACGGUGCAUCGCCGGCGAUAAGCACAAACUCGAGCCGCACCAGAUCACCCUGCUUGAGAGCAACAUCUUCCUGAACUGUGCGACGAACCCGUACUAUAAUAAUAAGGCGACGACGGCCGAAGAGAAGAAAACCCUCUCAGUCCAGGUGGAGCCGUGCAAGAAGCCCGACGAUGCCGACACGCAGUUCUGCAUCGACGUGUCCGGCUUUGAUGAAAAGGGGUUCGAGGCUACGAUCCUCCGUGAAAAUAAAAAGGACGAAAAGCCGCCUGCCGAAGACGAGUCGCUCGUCAUCCCAGUUUCCUCGCUUGCCGCUGUUGUCGUAGGUGGCGCCGUUGCCCUCAUCGCUCUGGUGGUCUUCAAAAGGCGCCUAAUUGUGGCUAGGAAGGCUGAAGCCGUGGAUCGCACCGAGUCCGGCGACUACGCGGCGGGUGGCGCGCUCGAAUUCAACGCUGGCUGGCAUGAUGGAUGGGCAGAUCCACUGGCAGACGAUCACGAGGAGCGAAUGUCCAACUACAACAAGCCGAUCCGCCGCAUUAACCGCUUCCUGAUGCAGACCAAAUCGGACAAGGAUGUUCCGGAAACGGCCGAGGUGGAACUGCCGCCAGGACUACUAGUCCCCCUGCCGUCCCCAGCGACAGCCACCGAUGCCACUGCGACACAAUCAUCGUCGGCUAAUGUC